CGCUGUCCAAGACAUCGUCCAUCGUUCGCAACACUGGGAGGAAAAACGGUACUCCACGCCCGUGUCGGCAUACCGCGCCGCCAGUGUGCGUGUGCCCGUGUGCUCGUGGCGUGCUUCGCCUUUUUCGCAACCGCCAAACGGUGCGGCACGGUGCGCGGUAGGGCGAGAGCGCUGCUAGUGUCAUCGCGCGCGCUACUAUUUCUGCUACUCGACGCAUCGACUUCAUUCUAUUCUCGGACACGUCACGGCGGAGAUCACGGUGAUCGAAGACCGCGCGAUAGAGAGCGUCCGAGGCGACAGCAGUGGCGAACCCGUGCUGGCCGAGUCAGUGUCAGUCCAUCCUCCGCACACACAUAAUCAUCCGAAACACGUAGAAGGCUGGCAGCAUGCGAAAUCCGUUUACAGUGCGUGACGGUGGACGUACGCACGUGCCGCGUACCGCCGCGACGCUAAUGCAGCUGACCGCUACCGCACUGCUGCUCGUCUGGCUGGGCCAGACCGCGACCGCAUUCAACCUGGACACGAUCAACUUCAUCCUGAAGGAGGGCGAUCCUUCGUCGAUGUUUGGCUUCAGUGUAGCGCUGCAUCGGGAGCAGAACAACAGCUGGGUCAUUGUGGGCGCACCGACCGCCAACACAUCGCAGCCGGGCGUGAUUAAGGGCGGUGCCGUGUAUCGCUGCGACAUUUACGACGACUACCGGUGCUAUCUGUUGCCGUUCGACACGAAAGGAAACACCUACAACGAUCAAAACGAGCAGAUAGACACGAAAUCGAACCAGUGGUUCGGUGCGACAGUUGCCAGUGCCGGUAUCGAUGGCCCGCUGGUGGCAUGUGCGCCCCGGUAUGUGUUCCACCAGCUGCAACCGCGGAAGGCGGAGCGUGUCGAACCCGUCGGCACCUGCUAUCUGGCGAAAAAUAAUAUGCAGAACUUCGAGGACAUAUCGCCCUGUCGAACAGCCUACUGGGGCUACCAUCGGCAGGGAUCCUGUCAGGCGGGCUUCAGUGCCGCCAUUACGAACGACGGUUCGCGUCUGUUUAUCGGUGCACCAGGCAGCUACUACUGGCAGGGACAAAUGUAUUCCAUUAACACCGACGUUGUGUUUCCCUAUAAACCCCCGCGGUAUGGUCAUUUUGGCGAAGGAGGCCAGAUCUAUUCGUUCAGCCUGAACAACCCGAAGGACAAGGUGUACAAGACGCUCGAGGACACGAAGAAGGAGGACGACAGCUACCUCGGCUACUCGUCGACGACCGGCGACUUCAACGGGGACGGCACGCAGGGCGUGGCGGUGGGCAAGCCGCGCGGCGCCCGCCUCCUCGGCAAGGUGCUGAUCUACUCCUGGAACAUGACGAACCAGCAGAACAUUACCGGCGAGCAGAUCGGCGCGUACUUCGGCUACUCGCUUGCCGCGGUCGACGUGGACGGCGACAAGCUGGACGAUCUGAUCAUCGGCGCCCCGAUGUACACUGAGCCGAACAACGAGGGCAAGUACGAGACGGGCCGCGUGUACAUCAUGUACCAGGGUGCGGCGCCUGACGGCCGGUUCCGCGAGCUGGACACGCGCGACGGCGUCAAUAGUAAGGCCCGGUUCGGCCUGGCCGUCUGCUCGCUGGCCGAUCUCAACCUGGACGGGUACGGGGACUUUGCCGUCGGCGCACCGUACGAUGGGCCGAACGGGCGCGGCGCAGUGUACAUCUUCUACGGCUCCCGGACGGGUCCGCUCGCCAAGGCGUCGCAGGUCAUCCAGGCGGAGGACAUGGCGGGCGUGACGCGCCUCUCCACGUUCGGCUUCUCGCUGUCCGGCGGCAUCGAUCUCGACGGCAACCAGUACCCGGACAUGGUGGUCGGCGCGUACGAGUCGGACAAGGCACUCGUGUUCAAGGCCCGGCCGGUCGCCGCCAUGGUCGCGAGCACCCUGUUCGAGCCGAAGAGCAAGCUGAUCGCGCUGGACGUGAAGAACUGUGCGCUGAAGCGCACGAACAAGAGCGUCCCGUGCACCGUGGUCAACUCCUGCCUGAAGUACAACGGCAUCAACGUGCCGCCGAUGCUCGACAUCGAGAUAUCGUGGACGCUGGACGCGCGGAAAGCGCGCAACCCGCGCAUGUUCUUCCUCGACCACGAGGGCAACCACACGCGGACGCAGCUGAUGCGGCUGGCCCGCGGCAAGCUGGAGUGCAUCGAGGACAAGGUGUACGUGGCGGACAACAUCCGCGACAAGAUUACGCCACUGGAGGUGGAGAUGGCGUACGGGCUGCGGCAGAACGUGCUGGGGCGGCAGCGACGGCCCCGGGCCCACACCGAGCCCGUGCUCGACCAGAACCGCGGCACGGUCCAGCGGGACGCGAUCAACAUCCAGAAGAACUGCGGCCCGGACAACGUGUGCGUGCCGGAUCUGCGCAUGGAGGUCAAGUCGGUGGACGACUAUCUGCUCGGCUCGAACAAUCUGCUCUCGGUGGAGGUGCUGAUCACGAAUCGGGGCGAGGAUGCGUUCGAGGCCGGCUUCUACAUGGCGGUGCCGAAUGGGCUCGACUUCCGCCGGGUCGAUCGGCUGGGCGAGGUGAAGGACGUGCCGGUGCUGUGUACCGCACCGUCGGCUGCCACGAACAAAACGCUCAAGUGCGACAUCGGCAACCCACUGUCCAGCGGGAAGGUGGUCCACUUCAAGGUGAUACUGGCGCCGUCCUUCUCCGCCGGCAUGGGCUCCAGCUACGACUUCUAUCUCGAGACGAACUCGACGAACGCGGAGCUGGACGGCAACCGGCAGGACAAUGUGAUGCGCAAAACCAUCGGCAUCCUGGUGCAGACCGAUCUGGCGAUGUCGGGCGUGUCGCUGCCGGACCAGUUCCACUACAACCACAGCGAGUACAAGUCGCUCGCGGAGGCGAAGACGGAGCGCGACAUCGGGCCGCAGGUCGUGCACAUCUACGAGAUCCGGAACGAGGGCCCGUCCACGAUCGACGAGGCGGAGUUCUUCGUGCUGUGGCCGUACGAAACAGUGGACGGAGUGCCGCUGAUGUAUCUGCUGAAUCAGCCCGAGACGCACGGCAACAUCGAGUGUCUGCCGACGGAGUACGCGAACCCGCUCAACCUGGCGAUCGAUAGUGCGCUGGCACGGAAGAGCUUCCUCGACAAGGUCGGCGUGUCGAGCGCGAGCUACUCGUCGUCGAUGGGCCGCACGGCCAAGUUUAACAGUGCAGCCGGCUCGGGGACGGUCGGUGCGGAGGGUGCAUCGUCCAUUUCCUUCCUCUCUACCACGGGUUCUUCGAGUGCGGGUCGUGGUGUUGGCGGCAGUAGUAGCAGUAGUGCUGCCGGCAGUAGCAGCUCUGGCAGCAGGACCAGCAGCAGUAGCAGCAGUAGCAGCAGUAGCAGCAGUAGCAGCAGUAGCAGCAGCAGUUUCAGCAGUAGCUCUGGCAGUGGGAGCUCAGGAAGCAGUGGAGCAGGAGUGAGCGAGUCGAGGUACUCCUCUAACGUGCGUGGAUCGACUGCAGCGGGUGCGGAAGGUGCCAACUACAAUCGCGUAGCUGGAGGAGGCUCUGAGCGGCGCUAUCAAACCGAGAGCAGUGAUACGAGCGCUUCCGGCCGGAUGCGAGGCGAAUAUGGUCAGAUGCAGGGUGAGGCGUACUCCAGACAGGGCUACGCCCAGCAGGGAUCUCAUGGAGAGGGCUACAGACAGCAGCAGCAGCACUACGACGGAGGAGUGCGCGUUGACGCCGGUGGUUACGGUGCUGCCGGAGGUGCCGGAGGCUCUGGCUUUGGAGGAGGUUCUUCGAGCAGCAGUAGCAGCAGGAAUAGUACCUCCUCUGUCGUGUACUAUACGUCCAAGAACCGCACGACCUACCGGGAUGAGGACGGCCGGGUGCAUGUGUCCGAGAGCAGCGAGUAUCACCGUCACGACUCGGAUCUGGGCGGUGGUCAGGCGCUUGGCGGCGGCACCAGCUCAAGCGCUGCCACAGGUUCGUCCACCCGCCGGCGCAUGAUGAGCCAGCAGGAUGGUGAGGCACCACCACGCACCGGUCUCAUCACCGAGUUUAUGCAUCUGGGUGACUACACCGGGUCCGGUGGAGCCGCGGGAUCUGCCGCCAGUCUAAACGAUCUAAACCGUCUCGAGAACAAGUUCCGCACCGAGUACUCCCAGCAACAGCAGCAGCAGCAGCAGGUUGGUGGCGGCUCCUCCACCGCGUACCACGGCGCUUCAUCCUCGGGAUCGUCCUCGUCCGGUCGGCAGAGCAGCACGCACUACACGAGCAGCCGGGAGCAGCACCACGUGGAGUCGGCCACGUUCGCGAGCAACGCGUACCACGGCGUGGCCAACGAUCUGGAGCAGGACGAGCACGAGGAGGACGACUACGAUUCGUACGAUCGCAGCGAGGAGCUGGACAGCUACGCCGAUCCGGACCUGGCGGCGGGCCACCGGCGCACCUACCCGCCGGGCUACGGACUGCCCCACCUCAAGCACCAGCACCUCAACCAGGGGCACGAGAAUGUGGAGCAAAAGUUCCGCUACUACCAGCGGUUCGAUCGGCAGCGCCGCCAGGCGCCGGGCCACCGGGAUGAGUCGGACCGCGCGCUGGAGGAGGCGCUCCGCUGCCACGCCACCCGCUGCGCCAUCAUCCACUGCAAGGCGGGACCGAUCGGCAACAGUGACGUGGCGUUCGUCGCCCUGCGCACCCGGGCCGUCGCGCACACGCUGCACCAGCUGUCCUCGUCCGCGCCGCUCCACUUCUCCACCAUGAACGUGGCGCGCGUCCUGAAGCUGCCGUACAUCGGCGAACCGAAGGACAAACCGAUCAAGACGCACGAGAUCAAGGUGCUGGCCGAGCCGGAACCGACGAUCAAGCCGGAGGUGGUGCCGCUCUGGAUCGUGGUGCUGGCGGCCUGUGCCGGUGCGCUCAUCCUGCUGCUGAUCAUCUACGGGCUGGCCAAGAGUGGCUUCUUCGAGCGCAAGCGCCCAACGGACGCGUCCGAGCGGCAGCCACUGAACCGAAACGGUAACUAUCAUGGCGACGAGCAUCUAUGAGCACAAACACCCACACACACACACACAAAACGUUUGUGUCCCGGCCGCCCGCAACAGGGAAUUUCAAACCUGCAAUACUCUGAAACGUCUUUUUUUUUCGCCAUUCUCUCUGUCCGUUCUUAUGUUGCAGCGUAAGGUGCAAGGGAUCAGUGGCAGACCCCACCUCACACGUGCAUCUACCCUGCCUACCCCUCCCCCUCCCCCUCCUUCAAUCAGGUGUGGGUUGAUGGGGGCGACUGUUGCAAGGCAAGAUGUGUGCAUGCGCGAAAGCGAACAAUUUGAAACAAAACUUCGAACAAAGCAAAGCAAGGGCAGCGCGAAAGCGCAUGUGACGCAUGUUUUCUGUUUAUUGACAACACUUAAUCAACUAGUCAACCGUUUUUGCUCGUAGUGCGCGUGCACCAAAAAGUCGCAUGCGAAAAACAACACAAAAACGCAUCAAAAUCUCAUUAACAUCAUCAGCUGAUUUGUAUUAUUUCUGUACUAGCUUGUUUUACCUGUUUGUUUUAAUUAGUGGUUUUGUGUUUAUUUUCCCCAUUUUACCUUUCUAACGUUUUUGCGACCCCUGCAACAGUGGGGAGAUGUGUUGCAGGUCGAUACACUAAACUGGCUAAUUAGCGCAAUAGCAUCUCUUCCCUCCCCUCCGGGCUGGGCUGAGUGCGCUAGUGAGCAUUACUAGCAGUAAUAGCAAUAGUAGUCGUAGUAGUAGUAUUAGUAGUAGCAAUAAUUGUAGUUGUAAAAGCGAAUGGUGAGCUACUAAGCGCGCAAAAAUGCAAAAAAAAAACAGAUGUGGACGGGUUUCGGCGCAAAUACUACCUUUUCGCGCAUCACGCGUUCUACUCAUCCGUACUAACACCGAUUAACAUCUCAUUAUUCGCGUUCAUUGUGCGUACGUUUGUUUGUAUGUGUGUGUGUGUGUGUGUGUGUACGUGAGUGUGUGUAUGUGUGUGUGUGUGUGUGUGUGUGUGUGUGUGUGUGUGUGUGUGUGUGUGUGUGUGUGUGCAGUAGCGAAGACUGACAGAGUAUCCGAUCCGAUCGGGCAGAGCUGUGAACUCGCCGACGGAUACGUGCGCUAAGCAGCCAAGUAAAGCGGCGAUUGGAGGUACCGUGAGGGUUGAAAAAGAAGUAUUGGUUUUAUGGUAGUACACAGUCAAACACAAGCUUAAACCCUUUUACUCCUUGUGCACCAGACAACCGGCAAAUUGUGUUUGCAUAACAUUUACUUUCGAUCCUGUUUUUGCGAAUGGCAAUAAAAAGUCAUUCGAAUAGUUCAAUUUGAAGGCAAACCCAUAUACACCCAUUGGCAAAUUCAAAUUGCCGAUCAUGUUUGGGGCACAAAACGGUUUCGAUUCAGCCUGUGUUUGGGAGAAUGGUGCCAAACCCAAAACCGAAAGCUUCAUUUUCACCUUCGCGGGCAUCGCUUUUCCCCCGCGACCUUUAAGAAGGAGAGCAACUGAGUGUAACAGUAUAAACCACGUGCCUUAUGUGAACUACGGGCAGCUCGUAUGCAACGACCCCCCUACUUCCCCUCCCCCACCCUCUGCCCCAAACUAUCUCAUUAGCCGAUCACAAUCGGGUCGGAAUUAUUACGGACGGGAUCGGUGGACAGCAGAUAAUAACGAUAAAGAGAACGAUAGGGAAACAGAGUAAGAGAGAGAGAGAGAAAGAGAGAGAAAGAGAGUAAGAGAGAAAGAGAGAGAGCACAAAUUUUAAAUAAUCGUUUUCGUAGCCUAAUCAAUUGUUGAGACACGAGACCUCAUCGUAUCGUUAUUAAACUGAUAUUAAUUUUAACUCACUUAAACGAUGCUGCCAUUGUGGCCAUAAAGUAAUAACACCGUUCUGAAAUAACCUUAGUAAGUUAUUAAUCGCAGCUAGUAAAAAAAAAAGAAUAGAAAAACAAAUAAACAACAAAUUAAAAAAAAAACGAGAACAUGCAGAGGUAAACUAUUUUAGAAGUGAGACGAAGAAGACGAAGAGAAGAAAAGUCCGGAACAGGGGCUAACCGUUUCCCGUGCCUUUGUUGUGCCUUCAAGAUGAAAACAAAGCCUUUAACAAACGGACGAAAGGUGUAAUGUUUUACCCUGUCGCGUGUAAUCUCAACCGCAAGCGUUCUCAGAUUAAUUGUACAAUGUUUUGUUAUAUAUAAUAAUAAAAUGAGGAAAAAAUAAAUAAUAUUAAUGCGACUUAA
Molecule: messenger RNA, 7203 nt
Organism: Anopheles coluzzii
Lineage: Eukaryota; Metazoa; Arthropoda; Insecta; Diptera; Culicidae
Gene: if
Product: integrin alpha-PS2
Exons: 10
Coding region: 387-5015 (1542 amino acids)
Biological process (GO): cell adhesion mediated by integrin; cell-cell adhesion; cell-matrix adhesion
Cellular component (GO): integrin complex; external side of plasma membrane
Molecular function (GO): integrin binding
Source: RefSeq, a predicted model, not a curated record